This is a messenger RNA of Equus quagga, 3499 nucleotides long. It is a transcript of the gene LEF1, whose product is annotated as lymphoid enhancer binding factor 1. The record is from RefSeq and is a predicted model, not a curated record. Gene Ontology annotation, molecular function: RNA polymerase II cis-regulatory region sequence-specific DNA binding; DNA-binding transcription factor activity, RNA polymerase II-specific. Gene Ontology annotation, biological process: canonical Wnt signaling pathway; regulation of transcription by RNA polymerase II. Bases 1117 to 2313 code for a protein of 398 amino acids. Lineage: Eukaryota; Metazoa; Chordata; Mammalia; Perissodactyla; Equidae. The transcript is spliced from 12 exons. Gene Ontology annotation, cellular component: beta-catenin-TCF complex.
GGCGCAGCAGCUCACCUGCGGGGCAGGGCGCGGAGGAGGGAUCCGGGUUGCGCGUUCUCGGGCCAAGGAGCCCGGACGCGCCCGGAGCCCCGCACGCCGCCAAGCUCAGGGCUUCCCCCUCGCCUGGGCCGGGCGAAGCCGAGGGGUGCAGCUCUUUGCUUUGACAGAGCGGCCCGGCGGAGGCGUGGAGAGCGGCAAGCAAGAGAGCCAGGCUGAGAAACUCGAGCCGGGAACAAAGAGGAGUCGGGCUGUGUGUGUGUGUGUGUGUGUGUGUGAGUGUGUCGGCUCCAGCUCCCAGCAGAAGCAUUUGGGUCCGAGGCCCCUGCUGUGACUCCCCGAGACCCCGCCGUGCCCUCCACUGCCGACUCUCAGCGCUCGCCGGCACAAACUUUAUUCUUGGCAAACUUCUCUUUCUCUUCUGCUCCUCCGCCCCCACCUUCUCCUCCUCCUCCUCCUCCAGCAGAUUAAAUGCGCCUGGAGAGGGAAAACCGAAGCGAAAGGGAAGGAAAUAAGAAGCUCUAAAACGGACAUCUCCAACCCGGGUGGCUCUUUAUUUUGUUUUACCCUCCAGGAAGUGGACAUUUCGUUAUCUUCUGAUUCUCCUUGCACCUUCUCCGCUGGGGCAAACGGAGCCUUUUUGCCCAGCUCCCUUCUUUUCUCGGAAAACAGACUCCCAAAGGCGAAGCUAGGGUGGCGCGGUUUGCCUAGAGACGCGCCGACGGACCCUCCUCGCUCGGCAUUUUGGAGUCGCGCCUCCUCCAGAACCGGCGUCCUCCGCGCGCGGACCGGGAGACGCUGGGGGCGUGGGGUGGCCGCCGGGCAGCCUAGCCUAGCGCGCGCCCCCCGCGCCGCGCCGCGCCGACGCCCCCGGAGGCGGCGGCCCUCGCAGCCCCGUGCCCUUCGGCCUCGGGGGCGGGCGCCGGCGUCGGGCUCGGCGGAGCGGGGAGGCGCGGGCCGCCGCAGCUGCUCCGGCCGCCGGCCCCGCUUCCGCCCGCGCUCCUCCCUCGCGCAUCCUUGCAAUUCUCCUUUUCCUCCCCCCCUUUCGCUGACCCCCUCUCUUUCCUGCUGUCGCCUCUGGUGCUCCCCCAGCGGAGCGGAGAUUACAGAGUGGUCGCGAUGCCCCAACUCUCCGGGGCCGGCGGCGGCGGGGGGGACCCGGAACUCUGCGCCACGGACGAGAUGAUCCCCUUCAAGGACGAGGGCGAUCCCCAGAAGGAGAAGAUCUUCGCCGAGAUCAGUCACCCCGAAGAGGAAGGCGACUUAGCCGACAUCAAGUCCUCCUUGGUUAACGAGUCCGAAAUCAUCCCGGCCAGCAACGGACACGAGGUGGCCAGACAAGCACAAACCUCUCAGGAGCCCUACCAUGACAAGGCCAGAGAACACCCCGAUGACGGGAAGCAUCCAGACGGAGGCCUCUACAGCAAGGGACCCUCCUACUCGAGUUACUCCGGGUACAUAAUGAUGCCAAACAUGAAUAGUGACCCGUACAUGUCGAAUGGAUCCCUGUCUCCGCCCAUCCCGAGAACAUCAAAUAAAGUGCCCGUGGUGCAGCCAUCCCAUGCGGUCCAUCCUCUCACCCCUCUCAUCACGUACAGCGACGAGCACUUUUCUCCAGGAUCACACCCGUCACACAUCCCAUCAGAUGUCAACUCCAAGCAAGGCAUGUCCAGACAUCCUCCGGCUCCUGAGAUCCCCGCCUUCUACCCCCUGUCUCCGGGGGGUGUCGGGCAGAUCACCCCACCUCUUGGCUGGCAAGGUCAGCCUGUAUACCCCCUCACGGGAGGACUCAGGCAGCCCUACCCAUCCUCACUCUCCGUCGACACCCCCAUGUCCAGGUUUUCCCACCAUAUGAUUCCUGGUCCACCUGGUCCCCACACAACUGGCAUCCCUCAUCCAGCCAUCGUAACACCUCAGGUCAAGCAGGAGCACCCCCACGCUGACAGCGACCUAAUGCACGUGAAGCCUCAGCAUGAACAGAGAAAGGAGCAGGAGCCAAAAAGACCUCACAUUAAGAAGCCUCUGAAUGCUUUUAUGUUAUACAUGAAAGAAAUGAGAGCCAAUGUCGUCGCUGAGUGUACUCUGAAAGAAAGUGCAGCUAUCAACCAGAUUCUAGGCCGAAGGUGGCACGCCCUCUCCCGUGAAGAGCAGGCUAAAUAUUAUGAAUUAGCGCGGAAGGAGAGACAGCUACAUAUGCAGCUUUAUCCAGGCUGGUCUGCAAGAGACAAUUAUGGUAAGAAGAAGAAGAGGAAGAGAGAGAAGCUGCAGGAGUCCACGUCAGGUACAGGUCCCAGAAUGACAGCUGCCUACAUCUGAAACAUGGUGGAAAACGAAGCUCAUUCCCGACGUGCAAAGCCAAGGCAGCGACCCCGGGGCCUCUGCUGGAGAUGGAAGCUUGUUGAAAACCCAGACUGUGUCCAGGGCUUGCCCAGUCGACCCCAAAGGAGAAUUGACACCAACUUCACCCUGAGGUCACUGCUAGAGACGCUGAUCCACAAAGACAAUCACUGCCAACCCCCCUUCAUCUACUGCAAGAGCCAAGUUCCAAAAUAAAGCGUAAAGGAUUUUUUAGAAGAAAAGUAAAAAGCACAUGAGAAUGCUGGCAGGCCCUGGGUCAGCUGAGCAGCUUUCCCCCUCAGCUCCGCUGUGCACUUCCCAGAGCAUCUCGCGUCCGUACCUGAACCCUUGGGCGAGGACAGUAACUCUGCGUUCGCCUGCCUCGAGCAACUGGAGCGGGCAGCCCGCACACCCACCUGCGACCCCGCGGGGGAUUUGGUGCAGGAGUUCCCUCUUCGUUUGCCUCUUCGUUUCUCUUUGGCCUCCUUUCUCAAGCUUUUCUUUAACAGUGCAAAAGGAUCAAUCUUGUUUGCUUCUUUUUUUUAAACUUGAAUUUUUUUAAUUUACACUUUUUAGUUUUAACUUUGUUGUAUAUUUUGCUAGCUAUGAGCUUUGAAGUAAAAUUCAAAAAUCUGGAAAAGUUUGAAAUAAAAACGAAAUGAAAAGAAGUCUUUUUUUGAGCGACAUCUUAUCCGAUGAGUGGCUUCUCUGUGAUCACCUGUCACGAUUCGUGGCCUCCCUCUUGGUCGAGUGUUCGGCAGAGCCACGUAAAUGCAACAGCCACGUCCACUCUGCUGGGAGCAGACGGAGUCCUGUUUCGUUUUAUUUUCUGCCGGUCUCUUCUUUUUUUAAACAGUAACCCUUCCCAGAUAGUGUCAGCCGACCCGUUUGCAGUGAAUUUUCAUUUCCUUCCUUCUUGCCCCUUGUUGUAAAAAGCCCAGCACUUGAAUUGUUCUUACUUUAAAUGUUCUGUAUUUGUAUCUGUUUUUAUUAACCGAUUAGUGGGAUUUUAUGCCAGUUGUUAAAAUGAGCAAUGAUGUACCCAUUUUUUUUUAAAUAGCAAGGCACAGCCUUCGCCCCAAACUGUCAUCUAACGUUUGUCAUUCCAGUUUGAGUUAAUGUGCUGAGCAUUUUUUAAAAGAAGCUUUGUAAUAAAACAUUAAGA